AUGGUGAAGUUGGAGCUGGAUCAAGUGUUGGUACGGAGGAUGAAGGAGGAUGACAUAGACACUGUCAAAGCACUCAUCAAGGAAGGAGGUGAAGGAACGGAGAACCGCCUCAUCCUCCACGUCCUCACCCGUCCUCUGUGUCUCUUCGUCCUCGCUAUCAUUUCCUCAGUGCUCCGCUGCGUCGUCCACUCCUUCAUCUUGGCACUGGCCAUACCCGUCUUCCUGCUCAUCGUCUUCCUGAAGAUCACCAUGCCGAGGGCCACGGGGGUCCUGGGCACCAGCCGGCCCUGCUGGGACUACGUGGGCAGCAGCCUCAGGGGGGCCGGGGACGAUAUCCUGGAGAACCCCUACACCAGGAUCAGCGGCAAGACAGCAACCACACAAAAGCCAAAGCGGAGGAUGAAACCCAAGACCACGGAGGAGGCGUCCGCCCCGUCGGAGAGGAUCGACCCGGACCGGGAGGAGGCGGCGGGCCAGGUGUGGCUGGCCGACUGCGACGGCGAGAUCGCUGGCUGUGUGUGCCGGGAGAGUGAGAAGCGCCCGGGGAUCAGGAGGAUCUGCAGGGUGGUGGUGGGCUCCUGGUACCGUAGGGAGGGCCUUGGUCGCCUCCUGGUCCAGAGCCUGGAGCACAGGGAGAGGGAGGCCGGGGUCUGCAGGCUCUACGCCCACGUGCCGGUCCCGUCCACGCUUGGGGAGGUGUUCUUCAGGAAGCUGGGCUACCGGCCGCUGGGAGAGCGGACCGGAGAAGAAGGCGAGGAGGAGGAGGAUGAGGAGGUGAAGGUGGAGAGGCCAGAAAGGGGCUUCCUGGGUUUCCCCCUAACCAAGGUGUAUUUCAAAGACCUCUGA
Messenger RNA from Gadus macrocephalus (Pacific cod), 846 nucleotides. It is a transcript of the gene nat14, whose product is annotated as N-acetyltransferase 14 (GCN5-related, putative). The coding region runs from base 1 to 846 and encodes 281 amino acids. The transcript is spliced from 3 exons. The record is from RefSeq and is a predicted model, not a curated record. Gene Ontology annotation, molecular function: N-acetyltransferase activity. NCBI's taxonomy places the organism in Eukaryota, Metazoa, Chordata, Actinopteri, Gadiformes, Gadidae.